This is a messenger RNA of Peronospora farinosa, 339 nucleotides long. Lineage: Eukaryota; Oomycota; Peronosporomycetes; Peronosporales; Peronosporaceae. The record is from the annotation of a GenBank genome assembly.
AUGAAUGAGGUGGUAGGUGACUCGCUCGCCUCGAUCAGUAUUGCUCCAGCCAGCAACGUCCAGACAAACAUAGUCUCGAGGUUCAGACAGCGUGCAGUAGCGCCACGUCACAUUGAGGAGUGCAACGGAUCUGCCAUUGAAGGCUCAAUGAUCCGAGCCAGCACUUUGGAGGCGACAACGCCAUCGUUAAUAAACUUGGACUUGGUCAGCAUCGCCUCGGUUGAGGACGCCGCCGUGGCGUACAAUAAGUCGUCAAGACUGCCCUUGACGGUCCCCACCAGUAACAAGGAUGGAGGCACCUUUGCAGUCUUCACGUUGCUAUUCCCAGUAGCUGCCUGA